Messenger RNA from Melitaea cinxia (Glanville fritillary), 1326 nucleotides. It is a transcript of the gene NGR-A7, whose product is annotated as prolactin-releasing peptide receptor-like. NCBI's taxonomy places the organism in Eukaryota, Metazoa, Arthropoda, Insecta, Lepidoptera, Nymphalidae. Gene Ontology annotation, biological process: G protein-coupled receptor signaling pathway. The record is from RefSeq and is a predicted model, not a curated record. The transcript has a single exon. Gene Ontology annotation, molecular function: neuropeptide Y receptor activity; neuropeptide binding. Gene Ontology annotation, cellular component: plasma membrane; neuron projection. The coding region runs from base 1 to 1326 and encodes 441 amino acids.
AUGAAUGAAACAACUUUUGGUGAUACUUACACACUCAAUAUAACAGAUAAAUUCAGAAUCGAAUCAAAUGAGACUACACCUCCAGGACAUAUAAUCGGCUACGAGAAUAUCAUAGACAACAAAUGGAUCCAAGGCUGCUUUUGCGUGAUAUACACGAUAAUAUUCGUCUUGGGACUACUCGGAAACUCUACAGUUUGCUUCGUCGUGAUCAGAAACAAAGCCAUGCAGACAGUCACAAAUUUAUUUAUUACUAACUUAGCGUUGUCUGACAUCUUAUUAUGCAUCUUCGGAGUCCCAUUUACCCCUUUAUAUUCAUUUCGAGGCUCUUGGAGUUGGGGCUCACUCUUGUGUCACAUGAUGCCUUCAGCACAAGGCUGCAGCGUAUACAUAUCAACUUUGACACUCAUGUCUAUUGCUAUCGAUAGAUUUUUCGUAAUAAUAUAUCCUUUUCGACCGAGAAUGAAGAUUGAGAUGUGCAUCACAGUCAUUAUAAUGAUAUGGACUUUUUCUAUAACUGUAACUCUACCUUACGCGAUAUUUAUGACUUACUUAGAUUUAGACAUUGGUAGAUUCUGCGAGGAAAAAUGGCCGACGGAAAAAAUGAGAAGAGUUUUCGGCUCAGUGACAUCUAUACUCCAAUUCGUUUUGCCUUUCACCGUGAUUGCUUUCUGUUACACGUGUGUUAGUUUCAAAUUGAAUGAUAGAGCCAAAGCAAAGGCUGCCAGCAAAAAUACUAGAAAAGAGGAAUUCGAUAAAAAUAGAAAGCGGCGCACGAAUCAAAUGCUCAUAGCAAUGGUAACUAUUUUCGGACUCUCAUGGUUGCCUUUAAAUGUCACAAAUCUGUAUAACGACUACUACACGUACGCUAUUCAUUCGAAAUACUAUUUACUGGCAUUUUUUCUAUGUCACGUAAUCGCAAUGUCGUCGACUUGCUAUAAUCCUUUUAUUUACGCGUGGAUGAAUGAGAACUUUAGGAAGGAAUUCAAACAAUUGAUACCUUGCAUCGAUACGACUGUACAACUAAGGAGCAACAUUCCAUUAGAGCAAUUAGGUGCGGGUCAAUCCGAGAAGACAUAUAAUGGGAAUACCACGACAGACAGUUAUGUAGGUUCAAGUUCCCAAAGAGCUACUUCGUUUAGACAUAAAAGGAAACCGAGUGCUGCAGCAGAUGUUGAAAAGAGUGGAGUUGAGUUGAAUGAAGAUUUGCUGACAGUAGACGUGAAACAUUGUCACAUAUCGACGAGCUACAAUUUAAGACGAGAAUCGGUUAAAUUGAGACUUAUUAAUGAGGAAUCUUUCGAUGUACCAUCGCAGAGUCAAUUCUAA